UUUACAUAUUUGUAUGCUCGCCAUUUUGGUUAGCAUCUAAUACACAAGUGUUUUGGAUAAGAAUCCAACAAAAAUCAGAAGCCAUCCGUGUUGCUUCUUGAUUAUUUCUUUGUCAGUUUGAUCUAGAAACAAACCCAACGGAACGAGCCGGCAUACUUGCGGUUCGUUCAUAGGGUAUACGAGAAAGCCUUCAAUGUGUGUGCUUCGGCAAGAUGUCCUCAGUCUCGGGGUUAGGCAAUAGGGGGGAGAAAGGCAAGGGCAAGUUCACGGCGAUAAAUAUCAACAACAUAUAUAAGGGCAAAACCGUUGAAACACAAAAGACUGCGGUCCCUCGUCAACAUGGGCUACAAAGCUUGGGUAAGGUGGGAACAGCACGGCGUAUGCAGCCUCCGGCUAAUUUGCCCAGUUUGAAGAGUGAGAACAGUGGAAACGACCCAAAUAUCAGUCUUGUUCCGACCGGAGGUUCAGGAUGGGGAACGAAAGAGGAGAAGAAAGAGGAAGCCAGUGGAAAACCGCCGCAACAGUCGCAGCCGCAGCCGGCUACGUCGGCGCCAUCUGGGCAAUCAGUACCAACUACCAAGACCAGUGUAUCUGGGGGCACCAACACAGGGGUAAAGUCAUGGAGCAGUAUUACUGGUGGGGGCACCUCACAGGGAUCUCUUGUGAGUCAUCAGUCACCCUUGUUCCAAGAGGAAUUUCCAAGUCUAGCAUUGGGGGAAGAAAAAGAAACCAAGGACAUAAAAAAGAAGGAAGAAAAAACAGAUACUCAAUAUGGACCAGGGCCAAGUUUGCGACCACAAAAUGUAGGGAGUUGGCGAGAAGGAGGUGGGCGUGGCGCCAUGCAGCAACCACAGCCAAAACAAGACAGUCUAUCACCGACGUCUUCACCAUCACAGACCCUCACAGAAACACAGCCGAAUGGCCCCCCGACUCCCGGUGGGGGCGACACCCCCUCUCCCUCCCCGCAGAUCCCCCCACGACCCAGCUCUAACCAGGGCCCCACAUCAACCCAGGGCCCCAUGCCCAUGGCACCUCACAUGGGCAUGCCGCACCCCCAAUACAGAGGAAUGAUGCCACCCUAUAUGUUUGGCAGAAUGCCGACUGGCUAUCCACCUAACUACCCAGGGAUGCCACGGCCACCUUACCCUUAUGAUGGAAGAUACAGAGGCCCACCUCCACACAUGCCACCUCGGCCACUGGAUCGAGAACGAGAUCGUGAUCGAGAUCGGGACAGAGGAGAUCGAGAAGGAGAAGAGGGUGUAAAGAGACCUGCCAUCAUAUCGGAUAAGGACCUGAAAGAGUUUGAUGAUCUUUUACGCACAGAGCCCAAUGAUGGUGGAUGGGCUGAUGCUCAAGGAGAAAUUGAUUAUAGUGCUAAGCUUGUGUUCAGUGAUGAUGAAGAUGAGUCAGGCAAAGAACGAAAGAGAGACCGGAGACCAAGAGAUAUUAGAAAACAAGAAGAAACACGAGACCGACAUGGUGAACGCCAGAUGGACAGACAGCAUGACAGACCACAUGACAGACCGGAUCGGCAAGGAGAUCGGCCGAUGGAACGACACAGUGACCGACACAGUGAGGAUUCUGAACAUGAUCGGGACAGGGAAACAUCCAAAUAUGACAAGGAAAAGGAUGACCAGGGCCCUCCUAAAUCCCGAGAGGGAUGGACACAUGGACCUCCACCCCCACAGUACAGGGGUGGUCCUCGACCUCCGCCACCAGGAAUGGAUGGGCGUUGGCCAAUGCAUCCCUACAACUUCAUGUCUCAACAAGGACCAUACCCUCCCCAUUUCCGUAUGCCUCCUCCUCCACCCAACCAGAGACCAGCACCAUAUGGCCCACACCCACCACAGCUGAACCGACAUUCUGGAGCAGAGGAUGAGGAUGAGAUUUGGAGACAAAAGAGAAGACAACAUGGAGAAGAAGUAAAUGCAGCUGUAGAAAGAGCACGACAGCGACGAGAAGAGGAUGAGAGACGCAUGGAGGCCGAGAGGAAAGCCGCAGCUGCUGAGAAAUUAAAGCAGCUGGAUGAGAGAACAGGCAAAAAGAAAGAGGAUAAGGAGAGCCGAGAUGGAGCUGAAUCUGAUGGUGGUCGCUCAAGCCGGACUCCCAGUGAGAGUAGUGAGAAAGAUUCAAGGGAUGGAAGAGAGAGAUCUCAUCGGGACAUGUCAAAAUACCCAGCAACAAGUAACCAGACCUUCUCCAAAGCCUAUGCUCGGAAUGUGCCUCCACGAUUUCAAAAACAACAGCAGGAGCAGAUGAUGCGUCAGCAGACAUCGCAGUCCCCCUCCUCCCAGACACCACAGCAGCAGCAGCAGCAGCAGCAGCAGCAGCGCGCAGCAGGGAUCGGGACAACACCCACAGUUACCCCAGGCUUCCGGCCAGGGCAAGGACCACCACCACAUUGGGUAGGAACGCCAUAUGAUCCCCGGGCAUGGGGAGGCAUGCCACCACCCCCAUUCAUGGAUCCCAGAUAUGCUGGAAGAAUGGAAAUGGCUGGCAUGCACAUGUACCCACCCCCACCAAUGCGUCGCCGCACAGAUAGUCAUGGUUCUGGCACAGACAGUCAAGACAAUGAAACCCGACAGCCAGAGCAGUAUGAACGUGAUCCAAGAGACCCACGUACAUGGAUGGAGAGAGGAUAUCCACCUCCACCACCAGGCCCAUAUGAUGAGAUGAGAAGAGGACCAUACUUUGAUCCAAGGAUGUACCAUGACUAUGAAAGAUAUGACUAUGACAGAAAAGAUUAUGAACACCAGGGAGAAUUGGGGGACAGAGAUGACCACCACAGGGAUAAAGAAAUUGAUCAGGAUGGACCCCCACUUGCAGACAAAGCCCCCAAGGAGCUUGAACAUCGAAGCUCAGUGACAAGGAGUCCAGUUGUACAGAGAGAUCCCUUCGAUGAAGCAGUUGGCAAAGAUGACAAAUUGGAAAGUUGGGAUGUUGAUGAAAAAUCUGAAGAGGUUCCACCAGAGCCCCGACGACAGAAACCUGAUUUGGACAAGAGGGAUGACAAAGAGUCUGAAUUCAGGAGGAUGAAGGAUUGGGGAAGUCAUAGCAAUUUUCAAAGCUCACAAACAAGACAUGACAGAGGUCCUCCGUCUCAACCACAAAGAGCAUGGGGAGGAAUCGAUGAGGGCAAAUCACGGCGAGACCAUCACCCAAGUUGUCCACCACCGAUACCUCCACAACAGGCGCAGUCUGCACCACCACCACGCAGUAACUUCAUGUCACUCAAGCGAAGUGCAUCCAACAACUCAACCAGCUCGGCUGCAUCCUCUGAAAGAAAAAGUGAUUCACCAAAGGAGCCAGUUCUCCAUGAAAAGCCAACCAGCUUGAGGAAAGAACCAAGCAGGGAGUCAAUCAAGAAAGAGUCCCAGAGAGAGGUGGUGGCAGUCCCAGAUUCUUCCAGAACUGAAACGGUCUGGAGCAGGAGACAAAGUGAAAAAAACGCAGCAAAGGAAAAACAGCAGGAAUCCGCCCCUGAGCCAAAAUUUGAAAGCCGUGAAGAAAAGAAGGAAAAAACCCAGAUUGAGAGGGAUGGAUUUGAUGAUAGGCGGGAUCGAGGGCCUGGCAAGGACAGACCACCUGCAAAAAAGAAGAAAGAGGAGCCAUACAUGGACAGGUUUGAGCGAGACCGUGACCGAGAUCGUGGCGAUAGGGACAGAACCAGAAGUGUUCCUGGACGUGGUAGAGAAUUUGUGCGUGGUCGAGGACGUGGCAGGGGACGAGGUGCCCGUGGUGGACUUGGUUCUAGCCGAGGACGUGGAAGAGGUGACUUCCACAGUUUGGAUAGACCAUUCAGAGGUCAAAGAUCAGACAGGGGUCAGUCGUUUGGUCACUGGAAAGAUCGUCCUGAAGAUGAUCAAGCCGAGGGGGAGGAUGUUGACACGUCAAAAAGGCGGCGUGGACGUGAUGAGGAGAGUGAUGUGUCUGUUGAUGAGACAAGUGGCACUUACAGUGAAAGCUCAAGUGAGAGGACAUCGGAAGCCAGGGAAGUUGCUCAGGGAAAGGAUAAGGAGAACAAGGAUGUGAAAUUGACAAAAGAAACGAAAGAGGAGAUCAACAACACUCAGAAGUCUGCAAGUCAAAAGGACAAAGGUGCGCCACACCCUCGGGAAGAGCGGGGUAGGCCACGCAAUAAUCCUUGGAUGAGAGAUAGACGAUAUGAAAAUAAUGACCGAUUUCAGCCAAAACCGUAUGGAGAACGUGCUGAUCUUGAUGACGAUAGUAAAGAAAGAGGUGGUGGAUAUCGACAGUCCAGUGCCACUGCCAGUGCCAACGCUGGGGGCUUCACACCAAGAGGGGAACCUUCAAGAAGAGGGAGAGGUGGAAAUGCAGGUCAAGGUCCACCGAGAGGUGGUCGAGGCAGAGGAGGGAGGUACUUCUCAGCUCCACCUCAGAGGGGUGGUUACAGUCGCCCACCCAUGACCAAUGGAGACAGGAGAGAUUAUGGGGACAUGGGACCUCAAAACAGACGGGACAGGAGACAAGAAAGAAACCCCCCUCCUCCGAGAUUCGCCCGAAGAGGUGGCAUGAGUGCUGAACGAGGACGGGGUUUUGAACGUGGAGGUAGAGGUGGUCGAUCAAAAGGAAGAGGAGGAAGUGCUCCCCCUACAACUAAUUCUAAGAAACCCCCAUUGACAAAGCAGGCGUCAAAUGAAGGGGAAGAGUGGGAAACUGCUUCUGAAAGUAGUGAUGUCCUUGAAAAAAAGGAUCCAAAAAACGAGAUAAGAGACGCUAAUAAAGAUAAGCGCGAUCAACCCUCGAAAAAAAGUUUUUCCAGCCAACGGCCUCUUAAUGACCGCCAGAAUAGACGUGUAAAUAAUAGUGUGGAUUCUAGGAAGUCAAAUAGCAUGGAAAGGAGGAAUUCAAAUAAGGAAAAGUCCCCAAACUCGACAAAAAACGGGGCAGGUCCGUCGAACUCAGUACCAAAAGCCAAGGCAACUGUUAAUGUGAACCAUAAGGAGAAUGUGAAGACCGUGUACCGUGUGGAUGGAAUUGUGCCUAAUGAUCCCACGGCCAUCAACAAUGCCAUUAACAGUAUGAACAACAGAAAUAAGAACAUGGGGAGGAAGUCGGACCUGUCAGACGUUUCAAAACCUUUGAAGAAUGAGAAGGAGAAGAAAGACGCCUUGGCUAAUAUUGACAUAAACAACUAUGCAAGUGUGGUGGUUAUUGAUGAUCAGCCUGAAGUGACAAUCGAUGACCCCAACUUUCUAUUUGAGAACAAUGAAGGCUUUCAGGAGGUCACAUCAAAAAAGGCCAUCAAAAUCAAACAGAAGAUGCAGGAAGCGGAGAUGAAGAAAAUGUCGGAGACUCACAAAAAACGAGACCCUGCAUCAAAGGUAAUUGCGAAACCCAAAGGCCUCACACCAAAGAUUGAGCGUGCCAGAUUCAGCAAAAUGAGUCGCUUGCCACCACGCUUUGCCAAACAAAAAGAGCAGAGAGAGAAGGAGAAAGAGGCCAACCUGGAUGUGAUGCCCAAGAUUGAACAGUGGAACAAUGACCUUGCUAACAACAUCCCUGCUCCAGCCCACCUCUCAAAUGGAGACUCCAAUAACUCUGCACCCAAGUCAAACCAGCAACAACAACAACAGCAGCAGCAGCAACAGCAGCAGCAACAACAACAGCCAUCCCAGCAGAUGACUGUUGCCAUGUCUUCCCAGAAGCUGAGUAUGCAGUCCCAGGUGCCACCAUUGUCGAUGACGCCGGCCCCUAUCCCUACUGUGAGUGCGUGGACUAAGCCUAUCAACUUCUCCAUGACUCUGGGGCCAUCGCAGUCCCCCGUAGCGGUGGAUAACAAGAUGGACAAGGGCGACCAGCACGACAGUGGGAUAGAUGUAAGUGACCAGCCUAAUUCUACCGCCUCAUCUACCCGGAGCUCCCCAAGCGCAGAAAACAAGCAUAAGGAUGAGUCUAAGGAUAAAAUGCUGGAAGAGAGAAUAAACAAGGAGCUGGAAGACACACCAAACUUUGAUGCACCCAAACCACAGCCUCAGAGGCAACCUAAGCCCAGCCGCAGUGAGAAGAUGAGUGUGAAAGAGGCCCUACACAAAGAGAGCAGUAAGGCUGUGAAAAAACCUGACUUGGUCAAGGAUAAGAAACCAGACCCCAUUCAGAUGCCGCCCAGUAUCAAAGACCGCUUUUUCAAGAGUGAUGAUACUGAGCUGAAACUCGAGUUUGAGUUUGAUGAAGCUCUCACGAGCUACCAGGCUGAACCCCAACAACCAGAGAAGACUGAGAUUGCAGAACCUCCAAAGUCUGUGACAAUAUCCAGUGAUGUGACUUCAGCAAAUGGACUUGGUAUCAACUCCCCCACUGCCCAUGCUACCCAGGACCUUAACCUAAAGAUAGCUUCAGUGAAGAGUGUGUGGGAAAUGGCACCUGGUCCCUUUGACCAGCAACCAAUCUCAAGUGGAUGUUCUCUGGCUAAUGCUCUGUCAACAAACAGUGACAGUGUGGCUGGCGCUAACACGUUUCCUACAUUCACAUCUGAGGUGGAAACCAUUGUGUCGGCUACAUCAGUUGUCCUGGAAACUGUCAACCGUAAUGAAAACACAAGCAGCCUGUCGCCUGGUCCUAGCACACUUUCGCCUCGACCACAGGACAUACAGGUGUUUGUACCAGAGGUGUCUGACCUCAAACAUCAUGAGAAGAUGCCCAUGGCUGAGCCCACUAAUGUCUGCAAAGCACAACCUGGUCUGCCCAUCUUGCAGGUAAAGCCUCAACAGUUUCAGCCUCACAGUGCUGGUGGCAGUGGAAACUCAAUGGGCCAGCCCACAUCCAAUGUGCUCCAGAACAUGUCUGCUGUUCCAAGUCCUCCUGUCGUCCUGCCCAGUCAGCAUCCUUUCCAGCCCAUACAGCUGGGGUCACAACUGCUGACACAGGAGCCCUCUCGGUUCUCGCAGCCCAACUACGGGUUCAGUUUGUCACAACCUCAGGCGCAGAUCGGGCAGGCUACUCUGACACAACCUAGUCUCUUUCUGCCCACAACUCCUACACAACCAGACCUGUUCCCAUCCCAGCUGUCAGCAUUUGCUCGUAACCAGCCGUAUGGACAGACGGCACAACAGAACACCAUCAUGGUGUCUUCAGCUACCUCCUCUCUCAUGUCCACAACAAUCAAACCACCAACACAGAAUGCAUACAGUCAGCUCCAGAAGAGUAUGCCAAGCAUGGGCCCCAGUUCCCUGCAGUUCAGUCAGAAUCUAAACAACAAUUCUCUCCAGCCAUCUCAGAUGUUCAUACAAUAUGACCCUAGUCAGCUGUUUGGUACAAGUCCCCUGCUGGGGAGCACACAGACUCCUCAGAACAACUCGCAGAUUCUCAGCUCACAGCUGAUGCAGCCAAGGAAUGCAGUACAGAAUGUGCAGCCGGUACAACCAACAUCGUCCUUCUUCCAGCAGACACAACCCUCACUACAGCAGAACUUCUUUGCUCAGCAGCCUACAUCGGCUUUACAGGGUGCCCUCCAGCAGGCGGCAGCUGGUCAGCAGUUCUCAAUGCAGACAUUUGGGAGCCAGGGUGGUCUUGGACUUGCACUGACACCCCCGGGUCACACCCAUGGACAGGGACUCAGUCUCAACCCACAACAGCCCAGCAAGUCCACACAACAGUACAACAACCCUGUACUGCAGCAGCAGUCACCACAGAGCACUCCAAUGAAGUCUCCCCCUCAAAGCAUGUCGGGCAACUUGCUGAGUUCUUCAUCACAGUCUCAGAGCUCCAGUGCUAAGCAUUUUAGUGGGCAGAUCUCCAACAGAACAACUCAACAAAGGUUCCAAAAUGUUCAACAGUUUCAACCAAAAUUUGGUUCUCAAUUUUUGGGACAGCCCAUGCAGACUCAAGCUGCUCCAGUGGUGAGACAUCAGAUGAUGGUAGGGAACAUUGUCCGCUCCAGUGCUCCCCCUCCCCAGCAGAGACCAGCGUUCCCAAACCCAAUCCAGCGACCUGGAGUACAGAUCCAAGUGCAACAACAGCAACAACAGCAGCAGCAGCAACAACAACAACAGCAACAGCAGCAGCAACCACGACACACAACACAGUCACCCUCCUUGAAAGCUCAGCAAGCUAAACAGAGGCAGGAAGCUCUGGCUCUAGCUCAGAAUUUCCUGAACCCACAAAACAAAACUACAAUGAAAAGCACGGCCAAGGCUGACGGUGUGACUGAUCCUUCUGCUGCUUCAACAACCACAAACACGAUUGAAACCAAACCUACAGAUGUCUCCCAGGAUAAGAAGUAACCUGGAAGUCUGUUCCUAUUGUGGACUGUAUGUUCUAUGAUUACUGAAGAGUUUAAGAAUUAAAUUAUUUCUGAUGUGAUUUCAAGUGACAGUGUGACGAGUCUUUGAACUCCAUAAUACAAAUGUGUAACCACUAGAAACUAUUGUGUAGUGUACCAAACCAAUGUUACUGUGACGAACAUUUCUGUUUAGCAGUUGCAUCAUUGACUUUUAGAGACUGUGUUGAUGAAUAUUAUUCUGUGUGACUUUUCACGGACAUGUUCAGUUGUGGAUUUUAUGUGUAUUAAGACUGCCUGAAGAACCUUACUCAUCAAGUUAUGUGCGCUUCCGUGGAGGUGAAGGUGAUAUGUGCCAAGAUGACGUGGUAUUAAAGGCUGGUAAACCAUCCAGGCGUGAAAUCGGCACUCGCGGCUCAAGGAAUGUGAAUUGGACAUUGUGUUAAUGAGGUAGGGUGAAGUACCGAAUGUGUGAAGAAGACGAAUCUCAGGUGUUGUCGAGUCUGUAAGAUUUACUUGAGCAUUUUGAUAGCCCAAAGUGUCCUGUGCAAGGUGGCAGUGGUUAAGAGAAAGGUGGUAAGGCUCUUGAUAGCGUCUGAUUUUAAUAUGAUGUGCCCAUAGUAGAAAUACUUGAUGUGGGAGAUGGGCAAAUAUGAUGCUUAUCAAAGCCUUAGACAGCUAUGUGCUGGGAAAGUAUUGGUGUACACACUGGCUAGAUGCCCCUAAAUCUGGCUUUGUUCUAAAAUCUCUGCAUGAAAGCCAGAUCUCUUAACAUGGUGGAGAAAUAACAUUUCUGUGGUUAUAAGUAUUUCAUUUGAUGUGGGAAGGUGGAGUAAGGUGUUAUGGCUCAAUACCAAGAUCUAACUGGUAGAGUUUGUGACUCAAUCUAUAGUAAUAUAUUGACGUAAAGAGUCACCCUGGUCCUAUUGAUGAAGAUGUUUACCAAAAUGGCGAUUGAAAAUUGUGGUUCGAUCAAAUUUUUUAUUACACACAAGGUGUAGAAAGAAAUUCCUCUGAGGAAAUAUGGUGCCCCCAGAUGUUUUACAGGAUGCAUAGCCCCUGCAAUCUUGUCUACUAACCGAACUACCGUACCCCUGUUGUGAAGGGGUCUUGGCAGUGUGUUCAGACUCUGCAACGACCCAGUGCCCCGGGUUAGCAGUUCUGACACACACUUGCCAUGUGGGUUCUCUCUAGCUAACUAAUAGGUGUUUCCUCACUGUUUUAACUUUAAUUUAUAGUAAUUGUGUUGAGCAUGUUACAAGUGAGAGAUCGAAUGUGGGAUAAAUGUAUCUAUCGGGUGAGUGUGUGAACACAGUCGAUAAACUGACUGUGUGAGGAAUGUACUAUGCCUGUUGUAUUUAGCCCGUGGUUUGAAUCCGUGAAUGUCCCUCAUUUGUUGUCCAGAGUACAUCUCAACACUUUUCAACUGGAAAUCUCAAAGUUUGGACGAUGAGCAAUCAUUCCAGCUUUGACAUUUUUUUAAUGGGUCUGAAGAAAGAUAAUCAUUUGUAUGUUUGUGUAUGUAUGUUCAGAUCUAUGCUGCUGCAAAUUACAGCUGUAUGUAGCUAAUGAAAAAAAUAAAAUGCUUGUACAUUUAUAAA
Messenger RNA from Haliotis rubra (blacklip abalone), 9840 nucleotides. Its product is annotated as protein PRRC2C-like. Gene Ontology annotation, biological process: cell differentiation. NCBI's taxonomy places the organism in Eukaryota, Metazoa, Mollusca, Gastropoda, Lepetellida, Haliotidae. The record is from RefSeq and is a predicted model, not a curated record.